AUUAUCCUAUAGGAUCCCACGGCUUCCAAAUUUCAGAAUUGUUUUUCUGGCCGAUGUACUAUCCGCUAGGAUCUUUAGCGUUCACCGCUUAUGGUCUUGUAUUUAUCCCGAUACAAGUCUGUUCGGCAGCCAUAGAUUUUUUCACGCUUGCCUGCGCUCGCUCGUGGCUGUCGCUCCGCUCAUCUAUGGCGGCUGCCGUCGAGCUCCCUUGCGCGCUGGUCGCCUCUCCCUGCCCCAGUCCGUCUCCAAGCUCCAGCCACGCCCCUGGUUCUAGCCAUGGCACUCCUUCAAGCUCGGUUCUUCUCUCUGCGCAGGAUCCUCUCCCAUGGCGAGCUGCUGGCGCUGUUCCCUGUGCGUCCGUCGCUCUGCCCUCUGCUCAGAUUCCAUCGGACCGCGCCCCUCUGCUCUGUUGCCGCGAGCAGCCGCGCCCAGCUCUACUCCUCUCUCCCUUGCCACGGAGCUCCUGUGUGCGCGCUGUUCCUGCUCGCCGAGCGGUUAUUUGCCCUGCGCACCGUGCUCCCUGCUCUCUCUGUGCGGCUCCCCAAGUCCGGUGCCCAGCUGUGCUCGCGAGUUUCUCCUCCGCGCGUCCUGCUUGCUCUCUGCCUGUUUCCAUGGCGUCCUGUUUUCUGCGCGCGUUUCUCGGCGCCCGACUUCCUCUGCUCGGACUGCGGCAUCCCUGCUCGGAGCUCCCUGAUGCCGAGCCCAUCUCCCAGUCCAUGGCCGCGCGCAGCUGCUUGUGCUUUGUGCGCGCGCCGUGCUUCUCUGCCGGUGCCCAAUCCUCCCUGCUCGUGCUGUCGUCGAAGCUUUUGGAUACGCGCGCCCAGCUGACCUUCCUGUGUCGCGCCCCGACUUUGCCCAACGCCCCGUUGAGCUCCUCUGUCGAGCGCCGUGGAGCCUGCGCGCUCGGUUCUGUCCAGUUCGCGUACUGCUCGCCUUUGCGUCGCGCGCGUAGGGUUCUGUUGUUCCUGCGCGUGCUGCCGCGAAGCUCCCUGUUCAGUUCGCCUUCGUCGCGUUUGUCGUCGAGUUGUUGAACCCGUCAUCUCCGGCUCGAUUCCCACCUCACCAGCUCGCUCCAGACUUCAAUUGAAGGUCGUCGUCGAUCCGUGCGUCAUCAAGAAAUUCCAAGAGUCAAGUGAAGACGGAGCCAGCAACGUGAUAUUCACUAAGUGCGCGACAAAAAGCUCGAGCCAGGAUUUAUCAGCAUUCGUACGAGAUUUGGGUCGCGUUUGAUGCUGGUACGUUUAUUGACCACGUGAUGCGGAGAACCAAAGCUGAGUCGACGCCAAGAUGACGUAACGGGUGGACUAAUUCGCAAGAUGAUUGCCAAGUGGACGACUUCUAACAACACUAACCUAGUGUUAUCCAGGCAAGCCCCGGUGCAUGCAACCCCUUCCUUGUGUUUUUAAAUAAUUUUUACACACUUUAAGUCUAGUGAAUGUGCAUUAGGUUUAUAGGAGUUGCUUGGAAACCCUUUGAUGCAUUGCCUACCUUGAUAUCCAUACCUAUAUAGAUACUUCUGGUGAAGUAUCAAAAUUAUGAUUUACAAAAAAAUGCUUAGCCCUGCUUAUAGGCAGAUAGAGUUUGUCCUUUGCACUUAUGCCUAGCUCAGGUUGAUCCUGAGGAAGGAUGACCUCUACCUGCACGGAUAUUUUUAUUGGGAGCAUGGUGGGAUCUUACUGUAAAGUUCCCUAUAAUGCUCUUUUCAUCCUAAGGAAUACAAACAAUCCUAAGGGUGGAAGUACUUAAAUCGGGACUUGGGCUAGGAACAGGUGAUGCUCCGCCCGGGUCAAUUAAGGAUUGGAUGCGUAUGUAGGCCUGAUAGAUCAAGGACUAUCUUAACUGGCCACAUGCCCUGGAAAUGGGACAGGGUAAGCUUGAACCCGGCUAUUCCAUACGUGAAAAGACAACCGCGCACUGGGCGUGGGAGAUGGUGGGAGUAGCGUGUGCCCUCCUGGCUAGAGGCUGGAUGGAGGAGUACUGUGCUCCCGGGUAGCGCGGACCGGUUCACGUUGUGGAGGAUCUGUGGGAACGGUUGACAUAUGCAAGGGUUAAGUGCUACAUAUGUCGUGUGGUUAGAGAUCCUCAGCUGAGUAAAUCGAUUCGGAUCGCCGUUAUAUCCCCGGAGAGUGGAGACUUGAUCACUGACCUGCAACCUAAGUCAGGAUGUGAACACUAUGGAUAAAAUGAUGUUGUAUAGAUGAGAUGAUGAAAUUAGACUAGAUGCAAACAGAGUCUAUUAAAUAUUUAAUCUGGCGUUAAAAUGUUGAAAGUAAGGACUCACUUUAGUAAGCUAUUUCUGCAAAAGUAUCUAAGUUGAAUCUUGCUAAAGCCUCUCCUUGAUUCCUAUUUAUCCAGCAUACCCUUGAGAGUCUUUUCCUUAGUCGGGUAAGACUUGCUGAGUAAUUCCAUACUCAGGGUUUUAUUCCCUGUUGUUUUUCAGGUUCUAACUUUGUGCUGCUUUUGAUGGUGUUAAGUGCCGGUGGGCUCGGCCUUCUUAUAUAAGUAUAACCUGUCUUUAUCUUCUUACUGAGGAUGGUCAUUUGAGCUAGCAUAUAUUUCAAACUUAUACUUUUGUAAUCACUCCGAUAAAAUAAUAUAAAAUUUUUGUAACUUGUAAAAUUUGGUAAUAAGAUUUCCGCUGCAAAAAUAUUGGUGUGUGUGAUUUGUGUUACUUAAUCUCGCGGUUCUGGUUGUAAGUGGUUUAUCCGGUGUCCUUGGGGCAAUCGGACGGAUCCUGUUAAGUUAUCUAGUGCACAUGCAUGGCCGUCUGAGGUCUUUGAGACAAGGACAGGUGCAUGUGGGCCCGAUAACUUGGAGGUUCUGCCACAGGGCCCGCAUGCCAGUGAGACAACAUUGAGGUUGGUGCCUAAAGCCAAGCACGGUGGUGGUGCUAUCACGCGGGGUCUACCUGUCGGUUGCUGGCACGCGCGGGCAGGAGGUGGGCUGGCUGAGGGAUCUAAGUGGGCUGCAUGGUGCAUUGGGGAAGUGGGUCCAAGGGGUUGUGGCCAAGGGGCAUGUAAAGCUUCUCCUUUUCUUUUCUUUUUUCGUUUUAUUUCUAUUUUCCUUAUUCAAACUUAACUCAAAUUCAUACUUAGUUUUAAGUUUCAAACUCGCAUUGAAUGCAACUGACAAAAACUCAGCAAGAGAUACAAUUUUUUUUAAAUUUUUCUUAUUACUUAUUUAAUUGAAUGCCUAUAAAUGUAAUAUAAAUGAAGGGAAUAUUCACUCGAUUAAAUAGGAAAUCCUUCUAUUGUUUAUUUUUCUAAGCUUCAAAAUUAUAUUCUAAAAUUUUAAAAUCUCAAAUUUAGGUUUGGGACAUCAAAAUCCAAUAUCACUUUUAUUUGUAUAUUUAUUUAGAAGGAUAUGCUUUGAUAAAGAUUCAUAUUCUAGAAUAAAUGCUAAAUAUUAUUUCUUGAAUAACGAAGGAACUUCCUAACAACUUAAAGACAUACUUUAGGGUUCACAAAUUCUACACCCUUAAAGCGAAUCUUGACCUCGAGAUUAGUACGGAGAUAAGAGACUCUAAUUUUGCUGUUCAUUUUCUUCUUGAGAGACUUCUUCAUUUUCUCCAAGCAUAUCUUCUAGGUCUUCUGGUUCUUCGGGGUCUGCCUCUACUUCUAUAUGGUUGACUUGGCCGCACGAGAAGUUUUUUUGCCCUUGAUUGACUGAUAAGGGAUGGCUUUUACCUCCUGAGGCUUGGCACUGCUUCGUCAGAGCUAGAGUAGUGUAGGCAACCUUGUUAGCGCAGUUGUUGGCAUAAUGUCUGACUUGACCAUAUUUAAAGCAUGCCCUAUAUGUUGAAGUGU
Zea mays is the source of this 3806-nucleotide messenger RNA. RefSeq lists its product as uncharacterized. NCBI's taxonomy places the organism in Eukaryota, Viridiplantae, Streptophyta, Magnoliopsida, Poales, Poaceae. The record is from RefSeq and is a predicted model, not a curated record. The transcript has 2 exons. The coding region runs from base 54 to 1031 and encodes 325 amino acids.